Messenger RNA from Branchiostoma belcheri (Belcher's lancelet), 926 nucleotides. RefSeq lists its product as uncharacterized. The record is from RefSeq and is a predicted model, not a curated record. The transcript is spliced from 5 exons. NCBI's taxonomy places the organism in Eukaryota, Metazoa, Chordata, Leptocardii, Amphioxiformes, Branchiostomatidae. The coding region runs from base 42 to 533 and encodes 163 amino acids.
UUUAUUUUCAGUUUGGUAUAACCAAGUAGAGUCAAAGAAUCAUGUCGUACCCAGGGGAAGGAACGCACAAGAUGUCCAUGUACGGUCUGAAGGACUGGUCUCCCGGCGAGCAGAAACUACAGUGGCAGGAGUAUGUCAGGCGCGAGAUUCGGCUGGAGAAGAACCACCUCGCGACACGAGGGAAGCUGGGAAAACCCAACAUCGUAGUGACUGAGGACAUGCUGAAGUCUAACAUGACGGUCUACAAUAACAACAAACAGCAUCAGGAGAAAGGCGCGUACGAACGUCUGUUUAACCAGGAGUCUGACUACAACAGCAAGCUGCACCGGGACGACAGACAGCACACCGUGGGGCUCAACGUACACGCCGAGGAGAUAUCCAAGGCAGUGCCGCUGCGGAGUUCCUCUCAGUACGGCUUCCUGUUGAACCGGGAGACUGACCCGCCCAUGCGGGGGGAGUACGUGCGAGUCGCGCACGUCUUCAAGGGGUUCUACCGUGACAGGGGCGUCAACCUCCCUACAAGUCAUGACUGAACCGUCCCUAGAAUCCUCAUAUAGGCUCAAUGAGACAUUUGCAUCAGGCAUGUGCCUGUGCACUAUGAGAACUUUCAUAUACGAUUCAUUUUCAUAUACGUUUAGACAUUGCAAAAAGCACCAACAGUAAUAAAUGUAACAUGUCUGAAACUGUUUCAUAGUAUGCUCCUUAUGCCAAUUCAAAUGUGAUGUGAUGUGACACUGUCAACACAUCAGCCUGGCACUGUACUGUUGUGCUUUCUUGCAUGUGUUGCACCUUCUAAGAAAUUCAUGUGUUACACCUUCUGGAAUUUCAUAUAAAACCAAUCCACGUAACACUGAGACAUCAAAAACUUCAAGAUUUGUAUUUUCACUGGUACAUAAAUUUUGUACACAUUCGCUUACGAAGCAUUA